Messenger RNA from Carya illinoinensis, 576 nucleotides. RefSeq names its product methylmalonate-semialdehyde dehydrogenase [acylating], mitochondrial-like. The transcript has a single exon. Gene Ontology annotation, biological process: L-valine catabolic process; thymine catabolic process. NCBI's taxonomy places the organism in Eukaryota, Viridiplantae, Streptophyta, Magnoliopsida, Fagales, Juglandaceae. The coding region runs from base 1 to 576 and encodes 191 amino acids. The record is from RefSeq and is a predicted model, not a curated record. Gene Ontology annotation, molecular function: malonate-semialdehyde dehydrogenase (acetylating, [NAD(P)+]) activity; methylmalonate-semialdehyde dehydrogenase (acylating, NAD+) activity. Gene Ontology annotation, cellular component: mitochondrion.
AUGAGUUAUCAAUUCUAUGACCAGGAAGGGGAGCGACAUCCUAGCACCAAACUUAAGGAGGCUUGGAGAGUUGCUGGUGCUCACGGAGAUGUGUUUAGUGGGAAAGAGGUGAUUGAACUUGCUUGUGGAAUGGGAACUCUGCAAAUGGGAGAAAAUAUUUCCAAAGUAUUAAAUGGAAUUGUUUCUUACAAUCUUAGACGGUCGCUUGGUGUAUGUGCUAAGAUUUGUUCCUUCAAAUUUUCAGCCAUAAUUCCCCUAUGGAUGUUCCCAAUCGCAGUUACAGGUGGGAGUACAUCUGUACUAAAGCUAUCUGAAAAAGAGUUGGCAAUGGAAGCUGAUUUGGCUAAUGGUGUCAUAAGUAUAUUGUUAAUGCUAAUUAUGAUGGUGACGAUAUCAGAGUGUUAUCGUUUGUUGGUUCUAAUUCACAUAUAUGCAAGAGCAUUGGCCAAAGGGAAGCACGUUCAAACUAUCAUUGAGGCCAAAAAUCAUGCAAUUGACAUGCCUGAUGCUAACCGCGUGGAUGCUAUUGUUAAGAGCAUCCCCAUUCGGUUCUGCAUAUGGGUUUCUUCCCUAUAA